AACAAAGCAUACAGUAUGCAUGAUUAUGCAGCUCAAUAAAAAUUAGUUCUGCCAUUAUCAAAUUUAAUUUAAUUAAAAAUAGAUAACCGCUUGUGUCCGCCUCACUCCCAAGCUCUUCACAUUCACUAGUCACCAUUACUACCCAUUUCUCUCUUACUGACAAAAUUUUGGUCGGAGCAUGCGUUCUUUGUGUUUCAGUUUCGUAAUCGGACCUACAAACUAUGCGAAUGACAAGAAGAAAGUUCCAUCAGUACUAUCUUGCUCUUGUUCUCAAGCCAUCUUCUCAGCUUCCGAAUACAGUAUUAGAUUGGAUGUCAAUAAGCAUCAGAUUGUCAGUAGUGAUAAAAGCAGUAGGAAUUCAUAUUCCUACAAUAGCAGAAAAGGAGGAAUUAGAGAGGAUUCGCUGUUAGGAGGAGGAGGAGGAGGAGGAGGAGGAGGAGGAGAUGUGGUGGUUGCCGCAGAUAGAAAGCAGGUUCGGUGUGAAGUGGAAGUGGUGUCUUGGCGAGAACGGAGGAUUAAAGCUGAGAUUUCGGUGAACGCUGAUGUGCAUUCUGUUUGGAAUGCUCUCACUGACUACGAAAGGCUUGCCGAUUUCGUCCCUAAUCUCGUUAGCAGGAUAAUGUUCGCGAACUCCAUUUCUCUAUGGUUGACGGUGACUUCAAGAAGUUUGAAGGCAGAUGGUCUGUGAGAGCUGGAAAAAGGUCUUCAACAGCUAUACUAAGUUAUGAAGUUAGUGUCAUACCAAGGUUCAACUUUCCUGCCAUUUUCUUGGAGAGGAUUAUCAGGUCAGACCUCCCAGUAAAUCUUCAAGCCUUGUCCUACAGAGCUGAAAACAGUUAUCAAGGUGAUCAGAGUGUUUCUGUCACUUGUGCUAAUACCAAAGGCGAACCUGGUUCUUCCCUUAUUCCCGUGAUGAGAGAUAUUGAUUGUGCCAUAUCCCAUGAGAAUAAAUCUUCCAGUGAAAACUUAAAGGACAAGUUUGUCAAAGACACUUUUGGCCCGUUGGCACCAGCUACAAGUGAUGUGAGUAAUAAUUGGGGAAUAUUUGGGAAAGCUUGCAGACUUGACAAGCCAUGCGUGGUGGAUGAAGUCCAUCUCCGAAGAUUUGAUGGUCUACUGGAAAAUGGAGGUGUUCAUCGCUGUGUUGUUGCUAGUAUUACAGUAAAGGCUCCAGUUCGUGAAGUGUGGAAUGUUUUGACUGCUUAUGAAAGUCUUCCCGAGAUAGUUCCAAAUUUGGCAAUCAGUAAGAUCUUAUCACGGGACAACAACAAAGUUCGCAUUCUUCAGGAAGGAUGCAAGGGUCUCCUAUACAUGGUACUCCAUGCACGUGUCGUCCUAGACUUAUCUGAACAUAUAGAACAAGAAAUUAGCUUUGAGCAGGUGGAAGGCGACUUCGAUUCUUUUCAAGGAAAGUGGAUCUUAGAGCAAUUAGGCAGUCAUCAUACACUACUGAAGUACAGCGUGGAGUCAAAAAUGCACAAGAAUUCUUUUCUUUCUGAAGCAAUUAUGGAAGAGGUCAUAUAUGAGGACCUUCCCUCUAACUUAUGUGCAAUCCGUGAUCACAUUGAGAAAAGAGAAACUGAGAAACCUCUUGAGAAAAUUAACCAUGAUGCGUGUAGAGAGGCAUCGGUUAGUUCAUCAAUCAAGGAUUCAUCUGUUUAUUCUGAUAGGCCAGCUGUGCAGAAUUCAGACAGUUGUAGUUUAUAUUCACCCCGACGAAGGCCGAAAGUUCCAGGGCUGCAGAGGAAUAUUGAAGUUCUCAAAGCUGAGCUCUUGGAUUUUAUCUCUGAACAUGGACAGGAAGGAUUUAUGCCUAUGAGAAAGCAACUCAGGAACCAUGGAAGAGUGGACAUUGAGAAGGCGAUUACACGCAUGGGAGGUUUUAGAAGAAUUGCUUCAUUGAUGAAUCUCUCUCUUGCUUACAAACACCGCAAACCGAAAGGUUACUGGGAUAGCUUGGACAAUUUACAAGAGGAGAUCAAUCGCUUCCAGACGAAUUGGGGAAUGGAUCCAUCAUAUAUGCCCAGUAGAAAAUCCUUUGAACGUGCAGGUCGCUAUGAUAUUGCUCGUGCAUUAGAAAAAUGGGGUGGCCUUCAUGAAGUUUCACGUCUUCUGUCACUUAAGGUAAGGCAUCCUAACAGACAAGCAAACCUUGCCAAGGAGACGAAAGUUGAAGUGUUAGCUAAUGAUGUAAAUGGUGAAACAACAUCGUCUAAACCUUUUGUUGCACAAGAUGCACAAAAAUGGCUCAUGAAACUCAAGGAUUUGGACAUAAAUUGGGUGGAAUGAGUAUUGACUUUGUUUCAUUAUACUUUUCUGCUGAAAGUAUGACAACAACUAAUUGUGUCAAGUGUACAUAUAACAAUCAAAUAUGUGCCCAUAAUUUGAGUUGAUUCUCCAUGUCCAUUUUCGAGUUUCA
Molecule: messenger RNA, 2419 nt
Organism: Nicotiana attenuata
Lineage: Eukaryota; Viridiplantae; Streptophyta; Magnoliopsida; Solanales; Solanaceae
Biological process (GO): regulation of photosynthesis, light reaction
Source: RefSeq, a predicted model, not a curated record